This is a messenger RNA of Mesocricetus auratus (golden hamster), 807 nucleotides long. RefSeq names its product translation initiation factor IF-2-like. The transcript is spliced from 4 exons. The record is from RefSeq and is a predicted model, not a curated record. NCBI's taxonomy places the organism in Eukaryota, Metazoa, Chordata, Mammalia, Rodentia, Cricetidae. The coding region runs from base 1 to 807 and encodes 268 amino acids.
AUGGCAACAGUGUAUGCCCAUGUCAAACGUAUCAACCAGUACGCUUACCAUAUCAACCAGUCAUGUUCACCAGGCAGGCUUGGCUCUCACCACCGAGGACACCAAGCGUGGGAAGGACGGAAACGGGAGUCCGCAAAGCACCCCAGGAGUAAGUCCGCGUGGGUCCGGCCCGCUCCGGCCACCCCUCGGGCCUCCCCGGCUCCUCCCGCCGGUGCGUGGCUCCUCGCGCGCGGACUAGAAGUUUCGAGCGGCGCGGCCCCGUGCGCUCCGCCCCGGCGCGGCCUGACAGGGGUAGGCGCGGCCACCGACCCGCGUCCCAACCGUCGCGGCGCACCCCUCACCUCGAUCGCAGCUCGCCUCGGGUCCCGCUACGCACGCCGCCUCGGCCCGGCUGCGACUCCGACCCCUUCCCGUUCCGCUCCAGCCGCGCAAGCUGCCCGGCCCUGCCCAGACCCGCCGCGGCCGCUUCUGCCGCCUGCCCAGACCGCGCCGCCCCCGCCGCGCCCGCUGUGCUCGCCCCAUUGGCUGCCGGCAUCAAGACCCCGCCCUUCAACCCCCUCGGCGCCCCGGAUUGGGCAGACCGAAGCAGAGGCAGCACGCCCCCAAGCACGCUCAAACGGACUAGUCUGGCACCCUGGAGCGUUGCGGUGCCUGACUGCGAAUUCAGAUGAGGUGGACUUUGAGAAAGUUUCCUCGGAUCUGGACAAAAAGACCCGGAUUCCAUUCCAAGCACCCAUGAGUCGGCUCAUCACGGUUCUCACUAUGCAGGCCAGGCUGGCUUCAAACUCACAGAGAUGUGCUUCCUAA